Messenger RNA from Neocloeon triangulifer, 2608 nucleotides. RefSeq names its product nuclear speckle splicing regulatory protein 1-like. The transcript has 9 exons. The record is from RefSeq and is a predicted model, not a curated record. NCBI's taxonomy places the organism in Eukaryota, Metazoa, Arthropoda, Insecta, Ephemeroptera, Baetidae. Bases 122 to 2581 code for a protein of 819 amino acids.
CUGGCGGGGCGCUCGGGUUAUAAAGCAGGUUGGCGGGGCGAGAGCUUCAUUUUGGCGCCAGCCUCAUCUCGAAAACCACACAAUUGAUCUCAAAAGGCGGAGAGGCUCCAAAUUUGGCAACAUGAACAUUUUAGCGGCCACGUUGGUGGUCCUGCUGGCCGUUUCGGUCAGUUCGCUGCGGCAGUACCCGCGACGCUACGCCGACAACUACGAACGCUACAAAAACUCUGACGCCGUCCUUGAGCCGCCCCGUCCCGAGGAGUUCGAAUUCUACAAAUCGGCCAGCGAACCAAAAAGUUCCAGGGACGAGAAAAAAGAAUCUUUUGACUCGGAGGACGAAUUCGGGUCGUUCUUCAAGCGACCUUCGGAGUCCAAAAGACCGAGCGGAAAGUCGCAGUACCACUCGGAGGCCAAGAGCAUUCCGGCGCCAAAACCGAUCUUUGACGCCACCGAACAGGUCGAGCACAAGGAGGAAAAAAACACCGACCCUGAGGAAAAAAUCAGAUGCGUAAAAGUUGACACGAAGCCGGUGAGCGCCGACGACGUGUACCGAGGUCGGUUCCGGCGCGCGGCGGUCGACAAAACGAUGACUUGCUACAAGUGCGAGGACCUGCAGAAGGGCGGCUUCUACCAGAAGUGCUCGUACGGCACCGACCCCGGCAACAAGGCCUUCUUCGUGUCGCACGAAAAGACCUCGAGCAGCAACGAGAAACCCAAGCACUUCAAAUUCGACUGGGACGACGUGGCCCAGGACGGCGACCGCGAAGAGUCCAAGAUCGAAAAGGAGAUCAGGGACAGCUUCUUUGAGCCGAGCAGCGAGUACCUCGCCGCCUCCUCCUCCGUCGGAAAGUUCGCUUACGACGGCCCCGACUUCUCCAGUUCCAACACCAACUACCGAUAUGAGGUUCCCGAGUCCAGCUACGAAAAGGCGCGAAUUCCGGUGAACCACCCCAAGAGCGACUAUUACCAACCCUCCCCUUCGUACCUGAAGGCCCUGCGUCAGGUGCCCGACGGAGACAAGAAGGCGAAGAAGGAAGAGGGAGAGGAAAAGCAGCCGUCGGAGCACCGCUACUCAAGCUACGGCGAGAAGGAGUCGUCCAAGGGCAAGAAGGCCUCCUCUGAGGAGGAAGGGUCGGACGAGGACGGCUACUCAGGUCACCCUUCGGAGCAGCACAACUCAAAGAAGGAGGUGGCUUCGGAGGAAGGGGAUGAUGACGAGGAGGAGGAGGCCGAAGGGUCAGACGAGUACGCGGGAAAACCCACCGAGUACCACUUCAAGAGCUUCAAGAAACAACCUUCCAAGAGCCACUCCUACCACACCACUGACCCUCCAGUCGACCUUUACUACGAAACCAAGGAAGCAUCUCCGAGCCAGCAGAAGAAGGACUACGCGUCCAGCCCGAACGACUACGUCUAUUCAUCAAAGAAGAAGCAGCCGACCAAGCUGUACUCGUACGAGAGCACGGACAAGCCGGUGGUGUUCGCGUACAAGAAGGAGACCAAGACUGAGCCCAAGAGCGUGCACAAGCCUGCCUACGAGUUCUACUCGCCCACCGAGUUCUCCUUCUCCAAGACGGUGGACGACCCGCUCAAGACCUACUACGAGUCCUCCAGCUACGGCGGCGAGGACGACAAGCCGGCCGAGGGCAACGCCCCCAAGCCUCAGGCCGUCGAGGCGCCCAAGAACCAGAAGGAGCAGCAGAGGAGGAAAAACAACGCUCCGCAGGUGCGCGAGUACUCGACGACGGAAGAAGAGUUGCCGGACACGUUCGUCGCGCAGCCGAGCGAGGAGUUGAAGAAGGCGAUGGGCGACUUCCUGGGCAAGGACCGCACCAACUGCACGCAGGUGCAGCGCAAGCAGAUGACCUGCUGGCAGUGCAUCGACGACUCGGGCACCAAGCAGGAGGAGUGCAUGUACGUGGCGAGCAGCCAGCCCGCCGCCCACCAGACGGCCUACUCGGACCGCAAGGAGAACAAACUUCAGCCAAAACAAGCCGCCGCCGAACCCAAAAAGCAAGAGCAGUCGGUCGACCAGAAGCAGACUGGGCGCGUAGCUGACACUGUACCCAAAACGCAGGUUCGUAGUUCUGGUGCUGAGCAGCGGCGGCGCCGGCGUCCCUCGUCAGGACAGAGGGUUUCGGGCACUUCGUUGAAGGAGACGCGAGUGAGGCGCCGCAGACCGGACGCGGUGACCAGCAGCACCACUGAGGUCGUGACCGUGCAGGCCGAGGGACCGCCCACGACCGAGCGCAGGCCGAGGCAGAGGAAACCUGAGCAGGGGGAAGGGAAAAAGGCAAAUCAGGAGGGACGCAGGAGGAGGCCCAAAAAGGAGGAGCCGACAAAGGCAGAGGCUGCCGAGCUGAAGGAGCGACGCGUCAGAAAACCUGCGGAGGAGAAGAAGCAGGACAAGAAGGAGACCACACCUGCACCUGAGGAGUCGAAGAUUGCAGAUGAAGAGGGACAGUUCAGCGCCGAGACGCGUGUGAGGUACGACAAGCGGCUCGGAAUGUCCCUUCCAGAUUACAUGCUGGAACGGUCAGACUUCGAGGCCGAGUUCGACCGCGCCGUCCGGGCAGGCUGAAAAUAAAUCCUAUACCAAAUAAACUAA